This is a messenger RNA of Fusarium poae, 1791 nucleotides long. RefSeq lists its product as uncharacterized. Bases 1 to 1791 code for a protein of 596 amino acids. The record is from RefSeq and is a predicted model, not a curated record. NCBI's taxonomy places the organism in Eukaryota, Fungi, Ascomycota, Sordariomycetes, Hypocreales, Nectriaceae. The transcript has a single exon.
AUGCUGCGGAUCCUCAACGAGGAUGAUGGCUUUGACAUCAACGCGCGAGAGCUCAUAAGAGUGCGCGCUCGGAAUCGAUGGCUCCUCAGAGUUCGAAACGGUGACCGAGCAAGAUCUUGUGACGCCGACAAUGAUGAUGCACUUGAAAACGAUGCCUCGCUUGAUGAUGAGGAAGAAGCAGACGUGACGAACUCGCUACCUGGUCAAGAAGCAGUAGCCUCUGGGCAGCAUGCAAUGACAAAUGCUGUGAAUUCCUUCCAAGAUGACGCCGCUUCAGCAACUCAUGUGCCCAAGCCUCGCAAGAUCAGCAAAAGACAAAGCCGACGAAAUCGUCAGCACCUCGGUGAAUCAGAAGGCAUAGUCCGGUUCCCUUCCGAGAUGACUCUGAAUGAUUCCAAAGAAGUGUUGAGUCUCGACGCGACUGCUUACGCACAAACCCGUGAAUGCUUUGCCGGAAUCUGUCAAGAAGAAUCCAUUGUUAAAAAGACCCUCGCUGGACCUGGAAGAUGGGACUAUGCCAAGAAUCUUCUGAUCCACGAGCGCCCUAACUUGCAGCAGGUCCUUUGGGUAUCCAAGGAGGACCUCGAAAGGAAACAGCUCGCCCUGGAUAUUAUCUGUACUGAUGUAACGAAGCGCUUACGCAACCAAGAGACCAAGAUGACACUCCUUGAUGCAAAGAACGAGCUGGGCCUGAACCCGGAAGAGUCUCACGACAUACGUGCUGCUUUACAUAUUGUACUCAGCGAUGCAAAGUUUACGUGCAAGUCGGACGGAACACCGGAGCAGUGGGAAGAACUGAAGAAGCAAUGGCUGGAGAAGGUCGCACUUCUCAAAAAUAUUCCCCUCGAUGGAGAAGACGAGCAGUCUCGUCGAAAGGCCAGGGCGAUCGAAAUUAUUGCUCGGGAUGUGAUUAAGAGAAAAAGGGACGAGAAGAGAGUCAAGACUGCCAAAGCUAACGAAAUGACCAAGCCAAAGGAGACAUCUCCGCACAAUGCUCAGAACAAUGACCCGCCACACGAGAUUCAAGAACCACAGUUCGUGCCUGACAGACAUCACUCCAUGCACCGCCAUCAGGUACAACAAGAGAGAGAUCCGCCUCCGGCCUUUUCUUCUGUGCAGCAAGUAGGAACGUCACGGUCCAGUCCACCUACAAGUCCAGUCGUAAUGGAUGAUGGAGGAAUGGAUAGUAACAUGGACACUUCUGGCUAUGGAUCUAUAAGCGAAACACCAAAUUCACGAAUGGAGUACACAACGCGGCAACCUGCACCACCAAACCGACCUGCACAAAUGCAGCCACAGACUUCCACUAUGUCAACUCCUCAGGGAGUCCUUCCUCAGCCUCACAGAAUGCUGGGCUCGUCUGCAAAUACUGCAGUACCCAUGAACAACCAGUACGCAUCGUCCAUGUACUUGGGAAAUCAACCCCAACCGAGCUAUAUAGAACAGCAAUAUGUGCAGCACCAGUUUGCAUCACCAGCACCCAGCACAAUGUUCCAGCCUGUCCCCGCAGUGCCAAGUUCUUUUGCUGUGUUCCUGCGACUACAUCCAUCUUCGACUUAUGUAACAAAUACAAGUCUGUGGAUUUCCACAAUGGCUUCGCAGUCAAUUCAAGAACUACGACAGACGGCAGUUGCCAAGUUCCCUGGUGCGCUGUGUGUUCGCAUCGAGGGUAUCAUAAAGGACCCCAAAGGCAACGAGCUGCCGCUGCAGAUUCAGGGUGAUGACGAAUUGGGUGCCUAUUUUGCACAUAUGCAAGGCGGCUCACCGACGUUCUCUGUUCAGCUUGUCUAA